Molecule: messenger RNA, 1452 nt
Organism: Durusdinium trenchii
Lineage: Eukaryota; Dinophyceae; Suessiales; Symbiodiniaceae
Source: the annotation of a GenBank genome assembly
AUGGCGUUCUCUGAUAGCCUUUGGUAUCUGAGGUUGAGAGAGAAGAUUCACGCCGAUGCCCAGAUGGCCUUGGAGCAGAAGUCUGCUGCAGCCCACCCCAAAGUUCCAGAACAAAAAUCUCCGGAUACUCCGUCGCUGGCAAGCCCUGCGCCCCACAUCUCUGCUUCUGCAGUUGCAGGCCAGUCAAGUGAUGACACACUUCCGUAUGAACCUGCGGCAGUUGAGCUUCCGGACAGUCUACCACCAACAUCGUCUCCGGCCAAGACUGCAGAGGAACGUCGUGCGGCUUACCAGGGUGCUGGUGAGUUAGGCUCAGAAACUGCAGUUCUUGGGGCGACCUCGGAACGUCCGGAAGAUCCAAAAGAUGCGGAACCAUUCACGGAGAGUGAUGAGGAGGCGAUGGCGAAUGGGCAAAGGUGGGAUCCGCCGCAAGAACCUGUGGCAAAUCCGGGCACAGCCUUCGUGCUCUGCGUUCUGCUCUUGGUGUGGAGCUUUGACGUUCCACAGGUGUAUUCAUGGAUCGAGUAUUUUGCCGGUGAAGGAAACCUCACAAAAGUUAUGAUGGCAGCCGACUAUCGGUCAACCAGAUUGGAUUUGUUGGACAACAUUCAGCCACCUCACCGGAAUUCCAACUUUAUGGAUAUGACCCACGGAUCUGGCUUUGCGCUUGCUAUCUUAUGUUUGCUUCGAACAGUACCUGGGCCUGGUGGAUUUGCAACCCACUUCGGGAUAAAGUGCUCCUCCUUCUCCAAGAUGAAUAGAGGUACGAGCCAGCGCUCAGCAUGUUCCUCGAGCGGUUUUGGUGGCUACCAAAGCGUGCGGGUGGGAAACAUGCUCCUUGAAAGGACAUGUUGUUUGAUACUCCUUGCGACUGCGUUGGGUGGUGCUUGGAGCCUAGAGCAGCCAUCCGGAUCGCUACUAGAAUUUUAUCCAGUGUUCAGGGAAAUGCUGGAGAGCAUUUUCAAUUGCGGAGGCGCACACGCGGUCUCAAUGGUCCAGUGGUGGAUGGCGCACUAUUCCUCUGCUACUCCAAAGCGCCACUACGCUUACGGGAACAGUGAAGAGAUUCUACGAUUUGACAAGGGCAGGUUGGAGGGCUGGAAAGGCGAUCCCCGCUGCAAGAAGACGACAGUUGACCGUUAUCGUGAUUCAACAGGAGCCGUUCGAUACAAGGGGAAUCGAAACCUACGUGGGACAGAGGUGUAUCCAGUCCCAUUUGCUCGGCUAGUGGCUGACCUUGUGGAGGAGCACAAGGCCAAAGCGAAAGGCCAACCUGAGUGCCCCGAUUCAGGUGUUUUUCCACCUGCUUUGGAGACGUUUCAGUCGGCGGGCUGGCAUGAAAGCGAGCUCUGGGAAUAUGUAGACUUCACCCAACUGUUUGGAUACUUGAGGGGCGGCACUCGCCUAAAGAUCCCUGAAGAGUGGAGGCCAGUGAUUCCCGGGGGGCUGUGA